Molecule: messenger RNA, 1917 nt
Organism: Schistocerca americana (American grasshopper)
Lineage: Eukaryota; Metazoa; Arthropoda; Insecta; Orthoptera; Acrididae
Gene: Zmynd10
Product: zinc finger MYND domain-containing protein 10
Exons: 10
Coding region: 46-1380 (444 amino acids)
Biological process (GO): outer dynein arm assembly; motile cilium assembly; inner dynein arm assembly
Cellular component (GO): centriolar satellite; cytoplasm
Source: RefSeq, a predicted model, not a curated record
CAGAAGAUACGAUUUAUGGAUACUGCCAGUCGUUUACAGUAACAAAUGGCCGAAAGUAUAAAUUAUAUCAUUCACCCUGGUGAAAUAGAAACCUAUGUUAGCUACCUAGAACCGACUAAUAUUGAAGAACUCGGUUCAAGAAGAUGGUUCGAAAUCCACGAGAGAAUCCAAAAAUUACAUCAACAAAGUAUUUUAGAAGCCGGUGAGAUGCGCGAAGAAACGGUGAAAGAUACGUUGAUAUCCUACGGUAAAAUACCUGUCCUUGUUUAUGAAAUAAUCUGCAUAUCUGUUUGGAAAGAGAAGAUUAUACCACGGUUAUUGUCUAUUGAACCAAACCCAGGAAAUACUUUUAUGGCAUACACUAUUUUAUUCCAUGAGGCUUCAAUAAUUGGCUUAUUAGAAACAAUUCUGUAUCACACAGACAGCUGUGUGGCUUUAGAAGACAGCUGCAUUGAUUUAAUUGAUUACUGCAUAUGUUCAAUUGUGUGCCUCAACACUGUAAAGGAUUUUUUCCCACCUGCCAGAGAAAUACUAACAAAAAGUAAUGCAGAGGAAUUAAAAACACAAAAGAAAGAACUAGCAUUUGAGAUAGGAUUACGAUGUAUUUCCAUACUUCGAUACAUAAUUGAAAAUCUAGACAGUUUGCCAAUCAGCGCAACAUCAAGAGUAUUUGAGACCCAUGAUAUUCCACUACUGCUUCUAAACCUCAUUGAAACGACUCCAUGGCAAAGAGAGGAUAAGGAUGGAACAACAAUUAAAUAUAUUGAUGGAAGUUGGAAGAAGGUGAAAGAUGAUGACAAAAUGAAACUUACUCGAAUUGAAGGUAUAGUAUGGCUAACACUCAGACAAUUACUCCUGGAUCCAAAAUGUCCAACAUAUUAUGAUAUGAAUGAGUACCGUAAACAACAACUACUGAAGCUUCAAGGUUAUUUACACGAUGUCUUGGUUGAUCAGCUGUCACCUCUCUCAGAGCUACAAUAUUGGCUGAGUCAUAUUGCAGUAUCACAGGUUCCCCCCACUGGCAAAAAACCACUAAUAUUAGAAGUUCUGCCACAGAUCAGAGAAUCUUUACUGAGAAGAAGUGAAACUCAAUGGAAAAGAAUAGCUCAAAGACAAGUUAAAGUUCUAUUUCACUGCAAGCAAGGUGAUAUGGCUGAAAUUGCUAAGAGGCUUAGUUCUGCCUACGAUCCAGAAACACUUGAGAAACUCGCUGGUACUGCACCAACAUGUGCCGAAUGUGGAGAACGUGCUGCUAAAAAGUGUUCACGUUGCAAAGCUCUCUGGUAUUGUGGCCGGGAAUGCCAAGUAAAAAACUGGCCAACACACAAAACUACAUGCAAUAAACUUUCUGAAUCAUUCCAGAAAUUGAGUGUGAAUUAAUUGCAGGUAUCACCACUGCAACAAAAGUAAAUGCUUUACCUUGUAAUUUGCAUAUACUAACAAAAUAUGUUUUCAACCAAACAGCCACAGAUGGGCUGCUACGAAGACAUUUUACAUGCCAUUUAUUUAGCAGGAUUUUUGGUGUAGCAAUGAAAUAAAAUGCAUUUUUUUGUUUUGUUUUAAUACAUCCUUUGUACAAAAAAAUAUUUUAUGGUUCUCUCGUUUGCUUAAGAUAUUCUUUCAGGACAUCAUAUGCUUGAGUCUCUUCACCGUAAUCCUGAAACAAAAGGUUUGUGCACUGAAAAGUACAUACUUUUUGCUUAACAUAGAUACAUAAGACAUAAUUAUCAAAUACUUCAGAAAGGCUUUCACAGCACAUUGUAUAUAUUUGGGUAACACCUCAGAAGAGGGAGCCGCCUUCAGAUCAUCAUUUCAUUAUACCUUACUGUAUUUCUUUAUGUACUAAGUAUGGUGAUUAAGUGCUUGUAAUGGCUCUAACUAAUGUAAAUUUACUGAAUCAAUAAAAAAACCACAACA